Cylicocyclus nassatus is the source of this 2360-nucleotide messenger RNA. Lineage: Eukaryota; Metazoa; Nematoda; Chromadorea; Rhabditida; Strongylidae. The record is from the annotation of a GenBank genome assembly.
AUGCAAACGUCAUCCGAUCGCAGCACGCAAUCAUCGACGACCGAGAAAGCUAGAACAGCUGUCGCUAGGACACCAGGAGGAAAACUAAUGAAAACUCCAAUUCCUGCUGCAGCUCAAACACCAGUGCCGCCGUUACAAAAAUUGGGACUGCCAUUAGCAAAAACUGCAGCAACUCCUGCAGGAAAGAAAAAGCAUCGCAAGCCAAAAAAGAACGAGACGGAUGACACAAAUACUAAACAAUCUAAGGAAAAAGAAUCAAUGAAAGUUCCUAGCAGAAGAAAGCCUCAGAAAGGAAACCAAGAAAAUUCCCCUCAUCACAAAUCUGAAGCUUCUGAUGAGAGUUCCAGCGAAGAAUCAGAAGAAAUUGUGGUCUAUGAAACGCCGGAAAAUCAAUCUUAUGAGCGUAAGGUAAUUCUUGGUAACCUGAGCCGAGUAAUGUUUCGCGAGCCAUUUUGGCAUGAUAAAAUCUCUGCAUACGCGAUGAUAUUAUCGUAUCUCAUUACGUAUGACGUGGUAGCCCAUUUCUUCUUCUAUACACAUUAUUUCGGAAUUACCUGGACAUUUACCUAUGGAUUCUGUAUGCUUGUGGUUGGAUUUCCCAUGUGCUACUUAGAGAUGGCCCUUGGACAGUACACUUCUACUGGAGUUUACUUGGUCUUCGAUCGAAUGACUCCCGCAUUUGUCGGAGUUGGUGUCAGCUCUUUGAUCAUUAACUUCUUUACGGCAGCUAUGGACUAUGGUCUCUUUAUGAAUGGUAUAGGUGUGAUACAUGAGGCAGUAGUUAUUCUAAACAGUCAAAUGCCUUGGCAUCAUUGCUUAUCACCUUGGAGCAAGCCAUACUGUCAUGUGUGGUCAAGAGACUGUUCGAAAUUAGAUGAAAUUCCAGAAAUCCCGCAGUAUCCUUCUGAAUAUACUUAUUACGGUGCCAAGCAGUUUGUUCCAAUAUUGUUGGGAGAUACAUGCGUUCGUUCACCAUUGAUUGCUAUUCAUGAUGGUCUCAGAACUACAAUAUCAGGAGACGAAUUCGAAAAAUUCAAGACGACCGCGGUAGUAAAUUGGGCCAAUUCUGAAGUGCAUGACUUCACGGACUUCAAAAAUUAUACAUACAUGUCCCCGAAAGCUGUCAUGUACGCAAUGAUAUUCGUCCUUAUCUGCAUAUUCAUUUUGUCAAGAACAAGACGAACAGUUGCAACGUUCAUAAGUGUUAGCCUAUUGUUGGUAUUUUGCAUGCUCUCGUUCUUGCUCCAUGGAAUACUCACGAUGUUUUCUCCUAAGUAUCCUUAUGCUCUACCAGCUACUAUGGAACCCCUGGAUGCGGUGAACGGAGUUGAACCAUGGUUAAGCGCUAUACUCCUCACAAUGAGAAGCUUGAAACUUGGCCAGGGUGGCUUGGUAUUUCUUGGAGCGCAGAACGGAUUUCACAACAACUUGAUUGUCGAUUGCCUACUGAUCACGUUGGUGAUGAUUUUCGUGCCAUUCUUUUACUCAUUAUUUCAUAUCAUCGCUAUGGACUCGUAUGUCUUAGAGAUGGUGAAAGGUGCUCCUAGCAAAGUGAAAGCUGUUGUGACAAGCAAAAAUCUUGCCUAUCAAAAUCCAGUCACAAUCGCGAUCGUUCUUCUGAAUGCAAAUCACAUUUUCGGAGACUAUGAACCUGUUGUGACAUUCUGGUAUGGGAUCAUCAUGCUUUGCACGGUACUUUCCAGCAAGAUUGUACGCUAUGAAAUCACAAUCAAUGCAUUUCUCGAAGGAGGUCACUUCAAUAACGAAAGCUCAAGGUUUAUCCUUGUGGUACUCGUUGUACUAUUUACAACAUUGUUAUCUCUUAUAUUCCAGUAUACUGAUGGGUACAUGCGUGCUGCUAGUAUUAGCUUCUCAGUCAUACCAAUAGCAAGCGCCGCCGUGGUGAUACUUGAAGUGAUUGUAAUUGGAUUUUUCUAUGGAUUCCGUGUUUUUUACUCCAACACUUCUUUGAUGGUCUACGGCUAUUCGAGAGCAGAAGCCAAAAAAUUCAAGCUAAUCCUGAAUUCAAUGGCACUGGUGCUGUGGUCAGCGGUGAUACCAGUGGCAAUCCUUUUCAGUAUGAUUGCACUUAUUUAUGAAGAGUCAUUUGAAGGAAACCUCGAAACACUGGAUGUUUACAACUGGCUGCUUAUCGCUGCAAUUCUAUCGCCUGUCCCUAUAAUGCUUGUUUACUUAAUGUACUACCAAAGCAGCCAAGGUAACAGCAUCCACCCACUAUUUAAAAGAAAUCCAGACUUGUGGGGACCGCGAUCACGAGCAAAUCGUCAAGAAGCUGAAAAGGCAGAGAGGAUGAUUCGUAAAUGGUGGUAGAUGUUAAUUAAAACAAACAAACAUCGCAC